AGUCAUGGGUGUAGUUUUUGACCACACAAAUAGUUUGCUUUUACCAAGUGUAUCAGCAGCUUUGAGCACAUUCUUAUGUAAUCCUAAUUGCGAACUGACGGAGAAAUUGAAAUCUGAAACAAAAGUACGAAUUUCGCAGAAAAAAACUGACCAUGGAGAUAAUUAUGAAGUUUCUGGUAGUUUUGUAGAUAUUAUUCGAGCCAAUGAAAUAAUACAUACUUUCAUUCAACAGUUAAAUAAAAAUAUAAAUGAUUCUUUAUGUGAAACGUCAACAUUGAUGUUAGAUUUGAAUGAAGAGCAAAAGUCAUUACUCGUUCAUCGUGAAGAGAGGGCACAUGUUGUUGGAAGUGGUGGUCUCAUUUGUAAUCCAGAUUGCAAGUUGAAAGAUGAAUCUAGAACAGAUUCAGAUAUAUCAGGAAUGGAAAUCCUGAAGUUUGAGAAUGUUGACUUUGACCCCUCAGAGGAAAAAGGUCAUGAUGAGCAAGUGGUAAAUAGUAAACCAGACUUUUCCUUAGAUUAUAAUGCAGAGAAUACAGAAGGUAGCAGUAAAAGGGAACUGGUACAAGAUGAUGAUAAAGCCCAUGAGAAUGAAAACAACAGUCCUUUAAAAGAGGACAUGUACAUCCAACAGGAAACCAGUUUAUCAAAGCCAGGUUUAAAGAAAAAAAAAAAAAAAAAUAAUCAACACACACGUAAAGUUGACUUUAAUCAUCCAGAUGUUGAUAUGGAAGGACUAGAAGACAAACUUGAAGAUUUCGAGUACGAAGAACCUGUAUUUGCAUUGAAGAAAAAAGCUGGCAGAGUUAUAAGGGAUAAAGAUAAUCCAGAUUCGGCAAAGUCAGCAUGCAGAUUUUGUUCUUAUGUUAAUUUUUCUGCAUAUGCUCUGGCAAAGAAACGACUGCAACAGCAUUUUUGUAGGAACCAUGCUAACACGGAUCCAGUACAUAAAUGUGACCUCUGUACUAGAAGUUUUUGUACUCAAGCACAAUUGUACAAUCACAAAAGGGCGAAACACAUUUUCAAAAAAUGUGAAACUUGUGGAAUUGUUGUUCUUAAAGGAUACUAUACUAAGCAUAUAAAACUACACGAAGAUGGUGGUGAUGCCUAUAAAUUUGAAUGUCAGAUAUGCAAAAAGAAAUUGGCAUCUAAAUUGGUACUGAAAGGUCAUAUGAAAAGAAUGCACAUGUGCAAGGAAGAAAGAGAAACAUUUAGUUGUGAAGUUUGUAAAAAGUUUUGGCUUAGCAAAACAUCACUAGAUAGGCACAUGAAAAUUUACCAUGGAAAUGGAAACAUAACUAAUAAGCUACAUCUAUGUGAUAUUUGUGGGAAAGGUUUCGAAAGUGUUUCUAAAGUAAAAAACCAUAAAAGGACUCAUGAUGAAAUACCGCAGUUUGUUUGUGAUGUGUGUUAUAAAGCAUUUAGAUGUAAAGACGGAUUAAGGAGUCAUAUGAAGACUCACACUGGUGUAAGAAAUCAUUUGUGUAUGGAAUGUGGUAAGGCAUUCACACAGUCAGGGGCUUUGGACCGACAUAAACGUAUACACACUGGUGAACGGCCAUUUGUAUGUGGUCUCUGUGAUAGUUCAUUUAAUGACAGUUCAAUACUUCGUCGUCAUAUGUUUCUGAAACACAAAAAAGAAAACUUCUGAUUGUAUAAUAUGUUUAUUAUGUAAAUACAUCUUGCAUAUGUGCUAGAGAUUAAGUUGUAACAAGAAUGUGUCCAUAGUACACGGAUGCCCCACUCGCACUAUCAUUUUCUAUGUUCAGGGGACUGUAAAAUUGGGGUAAAAACUCUAAUUUGGCAUAAGAAUUUAGAAAGAUCAUAUCAUAGGGAACAUGUGUACUAAGUUUCAAGUUGAUUGGACUUCAACUUCAUCAAAAACUACCUUGACCAAAAACUUUAACCUGAAGCGGGACAGAUGGACGGAGGGAUGGAAGAAAGGACCCACAGACCGAAAAACAUAAUGCCCAUAAAUGGGGCAUAAACAUUAAUUAGCCUAGGGUUCAUGUAGGAUUAAGUGCAGAAGGGCUCUUUUUGCGUUGCCUCAUGAUCAAAGUUGCAGAAUGAGAGACAUAGGGACGCUAAUCCAUUGAUGGCAAAAACAAUUAUUAUAUUUACAAAUGUAUAAAGCUUUAUAUUUUAGAAGGUAGAAAACCUGCAUGCUUCACAACUUGUAAACAGAUGCCUUAUGGAGAAACACCACUAAUUCUUGGCCCCAUUGAUUUCUACAUCAUACAAGUAUGUUAAAUCUUCAGUUUCAAGUAGUCAUAGCAUUUUUGUCUUAAAUUGAAAUAAAAUGGUAGCCAUUUCAUGUCAAAGCAUACCUUAACUUGUCUUGUGCUGAAAAAAAAUUUAACAUACCUUUAAUUUCAUAUAAGAGCAUACUGGUUCCUUGGUUACCAAUACCAUAACAGGUACUUCAGAUCUGAUAAACAGGCAAAAUAUGCCCUUUUUAAAUUUCAUACAAUUUUUUUAUUAUUCAAAUUAUCAUUCAAAAGUGUUCUACAGUGAUCGCCUGUCAUUCAGCUUUCAUUUGAUACUAAAAUGACCAAAAUAGUGUACACAUUUUGAAUGAAACACUUAUGCAUUUGAACAAUUUUGUUUUAAACAAGUACUUCUUUGAUAUCUACUAUUUGUACAGGUAUGAUCUUUCUAACAGGGUCUAAAUUUAAUAGUGGUGUUUCACCUUAUCUUAUGAUGUUUCUAUCUGUCAUAAAUUAUGUACAUUUUCCUUGUGUUCAUUUUCAUGGUUCAGCAACUGCUUAAUUUUUUUUUUGUCAAGGGAGUAUCUCGCUUAUUAGGAUAACUAUAUUUGGUAUAAUGGAUCCUUACAAAGUCUUCAUGUCCAUCAGAUGUGGUCACCUGACCAUCACCUCAUUUCAUCAAUCAUUGAUCAAUGUUAAGUUUUGGUGAUCAGAUACUAGAAACAAUAUAUUUGGUGUAUGGAAUGAUUGUAAUUUGUGCACAUCAGUCCGGCAGGUUUCAUUUGAUCUUGACCUCAUUUUCUGGGUUUCAUUGGUCAGAGUUAAGUUUUUGUGGUUUACAAAUGUAGUUCUUUUCUCAGAUUUUAUAGGCAAUAUAUCACGUUUAUUCAGUGUAUAAAAUGGUUGUAAGGUGUACAAGGUGUAAGUUGUCUGUCUGGCAGGGUUCACCUGACCUUACCCUCAUUUUCAUGGUUCAUUGCAAUUAGUCAAUGUUAAGUUUUUGUUUUAAGAUCUGUUUCUCAGAUACUAUAAGCAAUAUAUGAAUAGAGACAUGUAUAUUUGGUGUGUGGAAUGAUUGUAAGGUCUUCAUGUCUGUCUGGCGGGGAUCAUGACUUCAUUAACAUGGAUCAGUGAUAAUGUUUAUUUGUAUGAUACUUGUAUUAAAAUUUCAUCUUAAAGACUUUCAACAUAAAUUCAAUUAUAAUUUAGAAGAGCAGGCAAGACAUCUCAGCAUAUGCACUCUUGUUUUAUCAUGUAUAUAAAAAAAAUGAAAUAACUGAAUAAAUAAAUUUAUUUUUGAUUUUUA
This is a messenger RNA of Mytilus californianus (California mussel), 3510 nucleotides long. Its product is annotated as zinc finger protein 354A-like. The coding region runs from base 5 to 1648 and encodes 547 amino acids. NCBI's taxonomy places the organism in Eukaryota, Metazoa, Mollusca, Bivalvia, Mytilida, Mytilidae. Gene Ontology annotation, biological process: regulation of transcription by RNA polymerase II. Gene Ontology annotation, cellular component: nucleus. The record is from RefSeq and is a predicted model, not a curated record. Gene Ontology annotation, molecular function: RNA polymerase II transcription regulatory region sequence-specific DNA binding; DNA-binding transcription factor activity, RNA polymerase II-specific. The transcript has 2 exons.